AUGUCUGUCUUCAACAACCACCUUGCGGGCGCAACUGAGCGCUCCUUCUCGUCAUCGCUAUCACCAGACCGAAUCAUCGCAAGCUCAGAGGACGAUAACACAGCAGCCCUCGACCCCGAAAUCUACAAGAGUCUGACCGACAAGAGAACAACGCGUGAUGGAAAUCCACCCAAGAAGAGAGGUCCCAAACCCAAUAGCAAACCUGCUUUGACUCGUCGUCAAGAAUUGAAUCGUCAGGCCCAGCGAACACACCGAGAGAGAAAAGAGCUCUACAUCAAGGCCCUAGAAGAUGAAGUCCUCCGCCUCAAGGAGGUUUUCAGUAAUGUUUCUCUGGACAGGGAGAGACUGGCUGAUGAGAACAAACGCUUGCGGGACACCUUGGUACAAGCUGGGCUUCAACACAGCAGCCCACAUGUGGCGGGGAGUGCCACCAGUCGAGGCUUCGACUCUAACAACACGGGAUCCUCUCCUCUAACCUCACAAUCCACCGCUCCGUCGGUUGGCUCACCAAUGCACCUUCCUCCUGCCGCAAACCAAGGCUUCAUGCCCAGCCAACAACAACAUGGCAUGUCUCAGCCUCUUUACCGUGGAAAUCCCGAGUUGGAACAGGCAGGCAUUGAUUUCGUUUUAACUCUUGAGCGGCCCUGCAUGACACAUAUUCAGUUUAUGGUCGAGAGAGCCUCUGAACCUGAGGGCGAGCCUUGUGGGCACGCGCUCAUGGCAUCCUGCCCGCCUGAUCCAUCCCCUGAAUCGCGACCAGGCUUACCCUUUGGUAAAGCACACAUUCCCGUGGAUGGCGAACCCAGCCAGAAAACAUGGGAAGUCCCCAAGGCAGAUUUAGCCACCCUCUUAGACCUCAGUAAGAGCAUCGACCUUGACGGAGAGGUAACUCCCAUCAUGUCAUGGGGUAUUCUCAUGUCGCACCCAAGAGCGAAUGAGCUUGAGGCGGCAGACUUUCGAAAGUUGAGCGAAGACCUCGUUCGCAAAGUGAGAUGCUACGGCUUCGGUGCUGUAAUGGAGGAGUUUGAGGUGCGCGACGCAAUUGACAAUGUAUUCAGUGGCAAAGAUGGCAUGAUGUAUGAGUGA
Messenger RNA from Fusarium poae, 1086 nucleotides. RefSeq lists its product as uncharacterized. The coding region runs from base 1 to 1086 and encodes 361 amino acids. Gene Ontology annotation, molecular function: transcription cis-regulatory region binding; DNA-binding transcription activator activity, RNA polymerase II-specific. NCBI's taxonomy places the organism in Eukaryota, Fungi, Ascomycota, Sordariomycetes, Hypocreales, Nectriaceae. The record is from RefSeq and is a predicted model, not a curated record. The transcript is spliced from 5 exons. Gene Ontology annotation, cellular component: RNA polymerase II transcription regulator complex.